GUGGCGCGAGACGCACGUGUCGCCGCGGUCUGAUCGCCCGCUCGAUCGUUUACACGUGAAACUUUGUGUUGUGUUUCAUUUAGUGAGGUCAACGUUCAUUUAUUUGAAGUUUAGUUACAGUUUUAUUAUGUGAGAGGAUGCCGCAUAACCACAACCAAGUGAUCAGUGCAGUGAAAAUGUGUAACAAUGGUCUGAUCUGAACAGUGUAGUGUUGACAGUGAUGAUGCGCAUGCGUGUGGUAGCGAUGGUUCACCCGUGAGAGGAUGUGAACGAUGUCGGUAUGCGCACGAGGCGCGCGGCACCCUGGUCGAGCAAGCGCGCCCCACCACCACUACCCAACCAGCACGCGGCUCGCGCUGCUGCUGCUGACGGUACUGUACGUCAGAGGCGGCGCGUGCGGCGGAGUGUCGCUGGGCGCGCACCUGGUCUGCGCGAAGGCCCCCGGCCUCACCGACAAGCAGCGCGCCAUGUGCCGCGCCUCGCCAGCCGCCAUCGCGGCCAUUGGAGACGGCUUGCGCAUGGCGUACGAGGAAUGCCGCGUGCAGCUGAGCGGGCGCCGAUGGAACUGCAGCGGCGUCGGCGACGGCAACCACUUCGGACACGUCAUGCCGAUGGCGACUCGCGAGGCCGCGUUUACGUACGCCAUCACGUCAGCUGGCGUGACGCAUGCGCUGAGCAUGGCGUGCGCGCGCGGCGAGCUGCCCGCCUGCGGCUGCACCGCCAACAGACGGCGCGUAGUGAACGCAGUGGAGCAGUUCCAGUGGGGCGGGUGCGGGUCAGGCGCGUUUGGUGCGCGCGUGGCGCGGCGGUUCCUCGACGCGCGGGAGCUCGAGCGGGAUGCGCGCGCGCUCAUGAACCUGCACAACAACCGCGUCGGCCGGAAGGUGAGCGAGGUGGUGAAGGACUUGGUGCACCGCGAGUGCAAGUGUCAUGGCGUUUCGGGUUCCUGCGCGAUGCGGACGUGCUGGCGCGCGCUGCCGACGUUCCGCGCCGCGGCCGCUGCGCUGCGGGAGAAGUACGCGCGUGCGCGGCUCGUGGUGCCACAUCCAGCGCCCGCGGAACAAACACAUUUACUGCUCAGGAGACCGAAGCAGGCGUCCGGAGUCGGGCGCGCGCCGCGCAAGUCAGAGCUGGUAUACCUGGAGCCAUCGCCGUCUUACUGCGAGCCGGACCUCGCCGCGGGCUCGUACGGCACACACGGACGGACUUGCAACAGGACCUCCAAAGGCGAAGACGGGUGCGAGUCGUUAUGCUGCGGGCGCGGGUACAGCACGCAGCGGCGCGUGGAGCGCACCAAGUGCCGCUGUCGCUUCCACUGGUGCUGCAGCGUCUCCUGCGCCACCUGCGUCGCCAACAAGGAGACGCACGUCUGCAACUGAACACUCUACUACUCUAAACUACACAGCAAGGACUUCUAACUUAACUACACGUUUUUAAUCCGUGGUUAAUGAUUGGUCGAAUGAAAUUAAUUAAACUGAUGCCUAAUGAUCAAUCUUAUGCCCAGUGUUUAAGCAAAGUCGUAUAGGUUAUAUUUAUUUGCCUACUGUAUGUAAAUUUUGUAUGAAACUGUGCCCAUUAGGGACGCGUCGCGUCGCGGUGCGCUGAGACCAAUUACUAUACAAAACAAAUGCGAUACGAUUCGAUACGCUUCAAUUCUCAAGUCGACGCCGCGCCUUAUGCGUUCCAAAUCUAAUUGAAAUUAGAUUGAUCGGAUAAUGCAUCUACUGAAUUCGUAUGUUAGAUCAGAGAAUUGGUAAGAACUAACCAAGGUUUCGUAUAAUUGAAAAUGCAAUUUCGAAAAGGGCACAUGUCCGAAAAUAUAAAAAGUUCAGGAAAUGGAAAUUUUCUACAGUACUGUAAAAAAAAUAUUUUUAGGUUAGAAUUUGGGUUCAAUUAACAAUAAAAAAUUACAGAUUUUUGUUGUUAUUUGUUAUUAUAUAUACAUUUCUGGAUAUAGAUAUAGAUCUUUGUGAGAUAUGCCUUUUUCAAAAUUGCAUUUGAUACCUGAAUUUCUGAAUCAACAUUAAGGUUAUAGCUUAAGGUCCAUUUUUCAUACAUUUUGUUUCACCUUUAAUCUGGGUAACUAAACAAGU
Manduca sexta (tobacco hornworm) is the source of this 2093-nucleotide messenger RNA. RefSeq names its product protein Wnt-7b (gene Wnt2). The transcript has 9 exons. NCBI's taxonomy places the organism in Eukaryota, Metazoa, Arthropoda, Insecta, Lepidoptera, Sphingidae. The record is from RefSeq and is a predicted model, not a curated record. Gene Ontology annotation, cellular component: extracellular region. Gene Ontology annotation, molecular function: cytokine activity; frizzled binding. Bases 273 to 1379 code for a protein of 368 amino acids. Gene Ontology annotation, biological process: positive regulation of JNK cascade; canonical Wnt signaling pathway; multicellular organism development.